Aspergillus nomiae NRRL 13137 is the source of this 1239-nucleotide messenger RNA. RefSeq lists its product as uncharacterized. The record is from RefSeq and is a predicted model, not a curated record. Bases 1 to 1239 code for a protein of 412 amino acids. The transcript has a single exon. NCBI's taxonomy places the organism in Eukaryota, Fungi, Ascomycota, Eurotiomycetes, Eurotiales, Aspergillaceae.
AUGGCACGUACACGCUCCCAGCAGGCCCAAUCGGCUACUUGUCGCAAUAAGACGAGCCAAAGGAAACGUUCUCUACGCCACCACAACAGUGCCAGCCUGCAAGGAUCCAACCUUCAGGGCAAUGAAAAGAUCAAACGUCGAGCAGCGAAAAGGACAAAACCAAGCUAUUUAGAGCGGUCUCGGUUUGAAGUAGAGCGGGAUCCCAAUCGAGCCUUACGACUUUUCGCUUUGCCCAGAGAGAUCUUCGAUAAAAUCAUUAACCACUUACCUCGUGAUGCCGAAGCUUGCUUCACUCUGACCUGCAAGGAAGCAUUGCAUCUCCUCGGCACCGCAUCCUGGGCAAGCUUUCGUGGACGAGCUCGCCUCUACGGACUUCAAUAUGGAUCUUACGGAUCCCUGGUUGAACUUCUUCAACGCGAUGUUCCCGAAAGUGAAUACUGCCCGCGAUGCGAGACUCUUCACCCACCGCUCAAGCUACCCAGGGACCACCGGGAGACUAAAUGGACGAAACAUUGUAUGGGUCAGCUAGCCAGCAUCGACUACUGGCCGCAAACACCAUCGGGUGGCUACAGCCUGGUGUGGGAGCAUAUCCUCGAGGCAUUCAAGUCACAGCCUGUUUCCUCGGACGCUAGAGCACCGAUUUCACUGUUCGAUGGCGACUUUACCUUCACACAGGGCUUGGUGAACUACAGGCUGUGCUCGUCUGCACAAUGGGUCGAUCGGAACCUCAUCCUUACCCAAGAGCACCGGGUACGGAAAAGCCAUUCACAGACUCGCACCCUUCAAGCGGCGGAUAUCACAUCCCUUCCUUUUCGUGUUUGUGCACAUUUAUCCACGACAAAUGCACCCCCACCAAAGAAUUGUCGAUCAAGAAAGACUGUCCCUAACAGCUCCCUUCUUACUAUGGCCAUUGCUACGGCCUUUCCGCCGCGUUUACGGCAGGGUGUCCAACAAUCCAGUAUAUCUCCAGAUCCGGCAGGUGCAGAAAUAAAGGAUGAUUUUACCUGGCGGUGUAAGAGUUGCACCACCAAGUUUGCGGUCCGUUAUGAAGAAUGCAACGGGGGAGAGAUCAUUGUGACUGCUUGGCAUUGUUUUGGAAAGGAACUGUGGAAGGCACAACAGUUCUGGACAUACCUUGUUCGUCGAGAAGGGCCGACGUUGGGGCGGGCCAAGCGUAACAGUGAAUAUUGGAGUGUUUCUAGGAGCCUACCUGAUUUUAAAAUCCCAGAGGAUAUCUGA